Canis lupus familiaris (dog) is the source of this 2376-nucleotide messenger RNA. RefSeq names its product ETS variant transcription factor 6 (gene ETV6). The record is from RefSeq and is a predicted model, not a curated record. Gene Ontology annotation, molecular function: DNA-binding transcription factor activity, RNA polymerase II-specific; sequence-specific DNA binding. Gene Ontology annotation, cellular component: nucleus. Gene Ontology annotation, biological process: cell differentiation; regulation of transcription by RNA polymerase II. The transcript has 8 exons. Lineage: Eukaryota; Metazoa; Chordata; Mammalia; Carnivora; Canidae. Bases 492 to 1724 code for a protein of 410 amino acids.
CGACCGUGUUCCCUUUGGUCAUUUCCCGUUGCUUUGUUCCUCAUCUCCCUCAUCCAUGUCAUGCAUGAAGUCACUUGAAAGGAAUAAUCAUGCUAAAGAAAGACUCCAAGAAUAAAAUAUAAGAGAAAGCUAAGAAAAUGCAGCCUCAAGCAUACUUGGAGCUGGUUUUCCAGUUAAGAGGCUUGAUUAGAAGUGUGGGGACUGAACCUGAUUUUUACAUCGUUGUGAAGAGUGAAGAAAGCGUUAUGGCCCGUGUCCUAUCUAGACUGCAUCACAUGCAUGGGGAAGAGGCCUGAGGGCUUGGUGGUCCACUGGGUGCACACAGGGUGCCACCACUGAGUGCCCCUCAGUAGCUCCACAGGAGUUGAACCUGGCACAGGAAAGCUCUAUUUCCAGUUCAGGAACGAAUUUCAUAUACGCCUCCCGAGAGCCCGGUGCCGAGUUACGCUUCCUCGACUCCACUUCAUGUUCCAGUGCCCCGAGCGCUCAGGAUGGAGGACGACUCGAUCCGCCUGCCCGCGCACCUGCGCUUGCAGCCAGUUUACUGGAGCAGGGAUGACGUAGCCCAGUGGCUCAAGUGGGCUGAAAAUGAGUUUUCUUUAAGGCCAAUUGACAGCAACACAUUUGAAAUGAAUGGCAAAGCUCUCCUGCUGCUGACCAAAGAGGACUUUCGCUACCGAUCUCCUCAUUCAGGUGAUGUGCUCUAUGAACUCCUUCAGCAUAUUCUGAAGCAGAGAAAACCUCGGAUUCUUUUUUCACCGUUCUUCCAUCCUGGAAACUCUAUACACACGCAGCCAGAAGUCCUACUGCAUCAGAACCAUGAAGAAGAUAACUGUGUCCAGAGGACCCCAAGGCCACCAGUGGAGAAUGUGCACCACAACCCCCCCACCAUUGAACUGUUGCACCGUUCUAGAUCACCUGUCACAGCCAAUCACCGGCCUUCUCCCGACCCCGAGCAGCGGCCCCUCCGGUCCCCCCUGGACAACAUGAUCCGCCGCCUCUCCCCGGCCGAGAGGGCCCAGGGGCCGAGGCUCCACCAGGAGAACAACCACCAGGAGUCCUACCCCCUGUCAGUGUCUCCCAUGGAGAAUAACCACUGCCCACCAUCCUCUGAGCCUCACCCGAAGCCAUCGAGCCCCCGGCAGGAGAGCACCCGCGUGAUCCAGCUGAUGCCCAGUCCCAUCAUGCACCCUCUGAUCCUGAACCCCCGGCACUCCGUGGAUUUCAAACAGUCCAGGCUCUCCGAGGACGGGCUUCAUAGGGAAGGGAAGCCCAUCAACCUCUCCCAUCGGGAAGACCUGGCGUACAUGAACCACAUCAUGGUGUCUGUCUCCCCACCCGAGGAGCACGCCAUGCCCAUUGGGAGAAUAGCAGACUGUAGACUGCUUUGGGAUUACGUCUAUCAGUUGCUUUCUGACAGCCGGUACGAAAACUUCAUCCGAUGGGAGGACAAAGAAUCCAAAAUAUUCCGGAUAGUGGAUCCCAAUGGACUGGCUCGACUGUGGGGAAACCAUAAGAACAGAACAAACAUGACCUAUGAGAAAAUGUCCAGAGCCCUGCGCCACUACUACAAACUAAACAUUAUCAGGAAGGAGCCAGGACAAAGGCUUUUGUUCAGGUUUAUGAAAACCCCAGAUGAAAUCAUGAGCGGCCGAACGGACCGUCUGGAGCACCUCGAGUCCCAGGAGCUGGAUGAACAAAUAUACCAAGAAGAUGAGUGCUGAGAGAAGCAAGCCGCGGCCUCGGCGGGCCGGCAGCUGUGGGGGGGCCCCGUACCCCCCACCCCUGCCCACCAGGGCCCCGGAGGCAUGGCAAGCAGGCGGGCUGAGAGCCGGACAGAAAGAGACCCAGAAGUGGGAGUGACACUUGUCUCGCGCAGCGGGAGGGCCCCCAGAGCACCUUAGACAAACCACCCAGCGAAGGCGGGGCUGGCAUUCUGGCCGAGGGCGUCAGCCCAGGACUCCUGGUUCCGUUUCCUCCUCAUCUGGAACCUCUCCAUCUGUAAUUCCUCACCCUCCUCACCCGUCCACCUCUUGUUAGUUCCAUGGUGUUUUUCGUUUUCGUUUGUUUUUGUUGUUUUUUUUUUUUAAGACCAUGCAGUUUGACUUUUCAUCAUCAUUCAUAGAGGGGAAGACAUCCGAGGUUGUUUUCCUAUGGAAAUAUAUAUCUAUUAUAUAUAAUCUAUUUUUUUGCAAAUCUCACAGUGUGCGGCAAGACCAGCUGGUCAGGAAAGAGAACACUUGCAAAGGGUUUCAGGUUCCUCUUGAUCCUGCCACGUGGAUCAGGUUUGUUCCUGUUGCUGUUGGGUCUUGGCUGGAAAAAAAAAAAAAAGAAAAAAGAAAAACGAAAAAAAAAGAUGCUUUUAAAAAAGACAAA